GGCUGAAUAGCGGCUCCGAGAAUACACCGAGAACCGGGGGAUACAGGCAGGGGAAGUGACGUCAGGGGCACGGGAUUAGGGUUGCCAUGGUGACGAGAGGAUACAGAACAAGGAAUCAUCAUGCUUGUUCCCAUAUUUACCUUGAAAUUAAACCACAAAAUCAAUCCACGUAUGGUGUCUGUAGGGAAGUAUGAUGGGAUACAUCCGUGUCUCACAGCUGCCACCCAAGCUGGAAAGAUUUUUAUCCAUAACCCCCACACCAGAGGCCAGCGGGCUUCUUCAAACCGCCUGGUGCAGAGCAGCCAAGACUCUGACAUCUCUCUAUUAAACAUUAAUCAGACAGUCAGCUGUCUAACAACUGGGGUGUUGGAUCCAAAGCUGGGCUGUGACUCGCUCAUCGUGGGAACACAAACCAACCUUCUAGCGUACGAUGUGCACAACAACUCUGACCUUUUCUAUAAAGAGAUUGUAGAUGGAGCCAAUGCUGUGGUGGUUGGGAAGCUGGGAGACGUUUCUUCCCCCCUCGCUCUCAUCGGAGGAAACUGUGCCUUGCAAGGGUUUGAUUGCAGUGGAAAUGACUUGUUUUGGACGGUUACUGGAGACAAUGUGCGAUCAUUGGCACUAUUUGACUUUGACGGGGACGCAAAGAAUGAGCUUCUUGUUGGAUCCGAAGAUUUUGACAUUAGAGUCUUUAAAGAAGAUGAAAUAGUUGCUGAGAUGAAUGAGAGUGAGACUAUUACAUCUCUGUGCCCAAUGAAUGGCAGUCGUUUUGGGUACACGUUAUCCAAUGGAACAGUUGGGGUCUAUGAUCGGGCGGUUCGAUCCUGGAGAAUGAAAUCUAAGAAUCUUGCCAUGAGUAUACAUGCCUUUGACCUCAACUCAGAUGGAGUCUGUGAGCUGGUCACUGGGUGGUCCAAUGGAAAGAUUGAUGCUCGUACAGAUCGUACAGGGGAGGUGAUCUUUAAAGACACUUUCUCAUCCUCAAUAGCAGGGGUGGUGGAAGGUGAUUAUCGUAUGGAUGGAAAGACACAGCUGAUCUGUUGCUCCAUCGAUGGCGAAGUUCGUGGCUACCUUCCCUCUAGUCAGCAAGCUACAGGAAGUCUCAUGGAUACAAGUGUUGAGCAGGAAUUAGUUCGAGAACUAAGUCAAAAGAAGCAGAAUCUAUUGCUGGAACUGAAAAACUACCAAGAGAAUUCAAAGCAGGCCGAUUCACGGGUUCAAGUGAAUGAGCAUGAUGGUCAGAUGGGUGUUAUUCCGGCAAACACCCAGUUACAGACUGCUUUGUCUGUGAAUAUGGGCUCUGAAACACAGUCUGCACAUGUUGAACUGAGCAUCUCCACAUCGAAUGAUACAAUCAUCCGAGCUGUGCAGAUCUUUGCAGAAGGCAUAUUUGAAGGGGAAAGCCAUGUUGUCCAUCCCAGUUCCCAGCAACUAACAGGCCGGAUUCGCAUUCCCAUCUGUCCACCUAAGGAUGUGCCUGUGGAUAUGCACAUCAAAGCCUUUGUGGGAGACAGGAGCAGUAUACAGUUCCACGUCUUUGAACUGACACGUCAGCUGCCACGUUUCUCAAUGUACGUGCAAAGUAACACCGCUUCUGCACCGGAGCCUUCCAGCUUUGUGACUUUCACCAUUAGUGAACGUGUUCAGAGGGUUGUUCUUUGGAUCAAUCAAAACUUCCUGCUUCCCGAAGAGACCGAGACACAGAGCACUCCAUUCCAGAUCAGCUUUACAUCUCUACGAGAUGGAGGAACCCUCUUGAUCACCAUGAAAUCCAAUGGAGAGAUCACAGUAAGGACAGAUGACAUGGAUUUAGCUGGUGAAAUCAUCCAGUCUUUGGCUGCAUUCUUAGCCAUAGAGGACUUGCAGGUGGAAGCAAAUUUUCCAAAAUAUUUUGAGCAGCUCCGUAAGGUGCUGGGGCAGGUGGAUGAUUCUCACUCUGUGCACCAGAAGCUAACUGCAGACAUGGCGGAACAGUCCAACCUGAUCCGAAGCAUGUUGGUGCAGGCAGAGGAUGCUCGUCUGAUGAGAGACAUAAAGAAUAUGAAGAAACGGUACACAGAGCUCUAUGACCUCAACAGAGAUAUUAUAAAUUCCUACAAGAUCCGUUGCAACAAUCACAGUGAGCUGAUAAAUAAUCUAAAAUUUGUCAACCAGGCAAUCCAGCGUGCAGGACGGCUGCGGAUUGGAAAGCAUAAAGUCCAGGUGAUCACCGCUUGCCGAGACGCAAUUCGAAGCAACAACAUCAAUGCCUUGUUUAGAAUUAUGCGAGUCGGGGCCACCCCCUCCUAGCACCGUUUAUCCAUGGCUUGUGACAAACCAUGUGCUUUGGACACACAUGAACCAAAGGAUUGUGAGUUCUUCCUUCACAACUAAUCAGCCUCACCUUAGGAUUACUACGGGAUCUGGAUGUCUAAAUCCCCUGUCACCGUGUCUAGUCUUUUUAAUCAGAGGAGCUGAGUGAGCCUGUGUAGUUUAAAUAAUGUGAACAGUUUAACUCAUGUACUAUGGGUGUGUGUAUAGUUUGUGUUAUUUGGAACACUUUAAAACAAUAUUUGUGUUUGUUUUUUCAAUAUCUACUUUUUCACAUCCUGCCAGAGUAACUUUUUUUAAAUUUUGUCAAUAAAUUGUAGAUACAAUUUGCCUACAUAAGGAAGAAAGUUUAGACGUCAUAAAGAAAUACAUAUAGUAUAUAAUAUUUUUAAAAAAUACAAACCCCCCUCCCCCACAAAAGGACAGUGCAGAUUUUUAAUGGAGGAUAGAGGAUGCUUCCUGCAGUUACGUGAGCAUAAUAUCACCAAAAUAUUACCUUAAUGCAACAGACUUGAUGUGCGCUGAUUUUUAAGGUCCUAUGUGCAUAUCACUUACUUUCUACUUUGACUAAUGCAUUACUGUGCUGCUCUCGGGGGUAGAAAAAGGCAGUGACUCCUUGUGCUCUGGGCAGCUGGCAUCAUAGGAGUACCACCAGCAAACUCCCCUUACUGACACCUGGCAGUGAUGCAGCAAUGAGGGUUCUCCUAUGUUCUGCUGUUUUGAAAUGUUGGGAAAAUUGAAAAUAAUAUACAGCACUUGGAAGGUAACAAUAUUAAAGGAAAGGAAAGCUGAAAAAGCUGUACACAGUUAGCACAAUAUAUAGACAUAAAAAAAAGAGAUGUCGUUAAAGUAUGUCAUUAUUCUUUCAUGAAUGGUGCACUUUGAUAUUUAAUUAUUUAUUUGAUACUGCUGGUAUUUUUCAUUAAAAGAGCCUGUAUUUGACAAUA
This is a messenger RNA of Pelobates fuscus (common spadefoot toad), 3257 nucleotides long. RefSeq names its product Bardet-Biedl syndrome 2 (gene BBS2). The transcript has 18 exons. Gene Ontology annotation, molecular function: protein binding. Gene Ontology annotation, biological process: non-motile cilium assembly. Bases 121 to 2289 code for a protein of 722 amino acids. Lineage: Eukaryota; Metazoa; Chordata; Amphibia; Anura; Pelobatidae. The record is from RefSeq and is a predicted model, not a curated record. Gene Ontology annotation, cellular component: ciliary basal body; neuron projection; membrane.